Molecule: messenger RNA, 1203 nt
Organism: Centruroides sculpturatus (bark scorpion)
Lineage: Eukaryota; Metazoa; Arthropoda; Arachnida; Scorpiones; Buthidae
Product: glutamate receptor ionotropic, delta-1-like
Exons: 8
Cellular component (GO): membrane
Molecular function (GO): ligand-gated monoatomic ion channel activity
Source: RefSeq, a predicted model, not a curated record
UGCAAAGAUUAUAACAUGACUUCUUGUAAUAUGUACAAUAAGACAAAAAUAAUUAAAAAGAAAUUAUUAAUACCAGAUGAAAUAGAAGUUAGAACAGGUUUCGAAAAUAACAGAGACAAGGACAAAAGAUCAUCUAUUCAGAGAUAUAUUGACCUCUUAGCAGAUGGCCUUCAUUCAAAGUUGACAUUCGAAUUUUACGGACACAAGGGAGAACUCGCCAUUAUUGUUGAAAAUAUCAGAGAAACUUACAUCUCUUAUUCGUCCAUAAGUUACAUUCCAACUACAUUUGCAAUACGUGCUGCAAGACCUUUAGAUAAAGCCUUCAUCUUGGUAAAACCUUUCGAUGUAAUGAUUUGGAUUUGUAUUCCUCUCUCUUUCCUUAUCAUCUUGUUAACUAUGUAUGGAAUUAUGAAAAAAGAGAAUGAGUAUCGAAACAUGGAAAUGCCAAAAUUUUACAUUUUAUUUUGGAUUAUAUUGAGAAACUUUCUUCGACAAGACACAAGCAUAAAUCGUUAUGUUUUUAUUACGUUUCGUAUUAUGUUUGGCUGUUGGAUCUUGACUGCAUUUGUCCUGACAUCAGCAUACGUCGGAACUUUGCCAUCGUUCAUUGUUAAUCCUGGAACCGAAACCAUUCCUCAGACAUUUCAGCAAUUGGCUCAAUCGGUGAAAGAAGGACGAUACAAUAUCACUUUUUUUACGUGGGGUCAUGAAUCAUCUUACUUUAUGCAACUUCAUUCCGAUACGGACUUCAGAACGAAAAUUAAAAAUGAGAUCAUCGAAAUCUUUUGUGAAAAUGUUAAACAAUAUUGGAGUAGCAAACCGAUUGAAAAAGUAAUUAAUGGAACACACGCCAUCCUUGCACCGAAAGAAAGAAUCGAAUUGAGCAUGAGCAAAGGACAAAAAAAAAAGGUUUUCAUUUCAGAAGACAAACUUUUUACGAAAUUCCAUUUCCUACAAAUAAAUUUAGUCAGAGUGAAUUAUGCUGAGGAAAUUUGCCAAACGAUAAAUCGCAUUGAACAAAGUGGAUUAUCUGAGAAAAUUCACAGAGACGUUCUUGAAGAAAAAAGAAGAAACGACUCCUACGAUGAUAAGACAAUCGAUAAUAACGAACAUCCUCUGAAAACGGAUGAUAUUAUUGGUCUAAUCUAUUUAUUACUUACAGGAUAUUUGAUCUCUUCUGUAGUAUUUCUUACAGAAAUUCUU